Messenger RNA from Orbicella faveolata, 1354 nucleotides. Its product is annotated as protein kinase C and casein kinase substrate in neurons protein 2-like. Gene Ontology annotation, biological process: plasma membrane tubulation; regulation of endocytosis; cytoskeleton organization. Gene Ontology annotation, cellular component: plasma membrane; cytoplasm; endosome. NCBI's taxonomy places the organism in Eukaryota, Metazoa, Cnidaria, Anthozoa, Scleractinia, Merulinidae. Gene Ontology annotation, molecular function: phospholipid binding; protein binding. The record is from RefSeq and is a predicted model, not a curated record.
CCUGUUUUUCAGGAGUACAAUGAGAUUCCACCUGUCAAACGGACAUUGUCCUCACGCAGCCAUGAGCAAGCAUCAGCACCACCCAGUUAUCCAGCUAAUCAGAAUCAUGUUGACGACAACACUGACUACUCUCAUCAAAAUGAGAUUAAUCCAUUCAACAAUUACACUACAACAACAAGUGAAGACUUUAGUGAUCCAUCAGCAAAAGAUGAGUGGGAUAUUGAGCCUCCUCCAAUUGAGGAUGCUGGCAUUCCCGUCAGGGCUUUGUACGACUUUCAGGGAGUGGAAGAGGAUGAACUCAACUUCAAAGAAGGGGACGUUCUCACGCAGCUAUCUUCGCAGGAUGACCAAGGGUGGUGUCAGGGAAGAUUUCAGGGUAGAGUUGGACAUUUUCCAGGGUCGUAUGUGGAACCACUAUAGAAAGCAGUUCUUUUGCUGGCACUGUGGUCUUGUUCUCCAAGGCUGAAGUUUAACUUAGCUUGUAAGCUUAGUCUUGGCUGAUGACCAAGUGAUUCCACCCUUCAAUGAUGUAAUCCUGGUAGCGUAGGUCAAAGCCAUUAAUUUAGUUAAGGUGUAUACAGUUUAAGUAUCAAGUCUCUGACGGAAUCAGAAAAACUUGAUUGAUUGGACAAAUCGUAGUGAAUAGUCGAUAAAUCUAUAUGACCAAUGUACACUGUAGUGGUCAUAUGAAAAGGAACAUAUUUGAAAUUAAUUUGGGUGCAAGAACGAAUUUGCUAGCUUGUAAAUAUUAUUAGGUUCUAUGUUAGAAAUCUAGAUUACAAAUAAGAGAUUCAAAACAAUCCUCCAUUUUGGGGAACUAAGUUAAGGAACAGUCUUGUUUCCAGGAGCAUAAGGGAAAAUUCUGCCAAUAUUUCAAAAUUCACUCCAUGUGUAGGGUUAUGCAUCAGCAGAGCCCUGAGACAAUGUUGGUUUCUGGUGAAACUGUUGUGCUUCAGUAGAGGGCAAGUGAAAUACUUUGGUCAUGUAUAUUAUUUACAACUUGAAAUUGAUAAAGGUAAAUUAAUAAUUAUUAUGGUAAUGAAUUAUAAAGCUGAAGUUUUGGGUGUCUAUGAAGCAAAAGUUUUUGCAAAUUUUUUCAAAUUCACUAUGGUAGUUAACAUACCUUUAAAGGAAAAGGUCACUCCAAAAACCGUAUAGGUUUUGUCAACGCUGAUAAAAACCUCACACUAAGUUUAGCCACUCACCAAAGUUUCAGCCUCUAAAGUGCAGGUUUUCCUUAUGAAAUACGUCUCCAAAGGAGCCCAAAUUUCGACAUUGUUGCCGCCAUUUUGAACAGUACUCUGCAGCCAGGCUGCGUUUUCGUGACGUCAUUCUGUCCAACAGAUUUUGUCCA